GAUCCUGUUCUGAAACGGAAUAUUUAGGAAAAAUCGUGGACUAAAGACUACCUGGACUAAAGAUCCGUUUACAAGUAAAAACCCUAUAAGUUCCUAACCCGUGAAAGCAAUAAGUGGAAGAGAGCAGAAACAAGUUACGAAAUCAACCAAACAGGAUUUCUUCAACGGAAAAUAGUGCUCCACACGAGCAGGAUGUUCUCAGUUUCGCGUCAGCGGCCGAGUGAAACGGAAAACGGUCGGGAUUCCUGUCCCAUAUUUGUUGGGGGUCCUAAUAAGUCGGAAAAGUGUCGAAUGCUUUGGAGCAAGGGUUCUGGUCGUUUCGGUGUGAUAGUGGAAUGUGUUGAAGCCACGUUAAAUGGCUUUUAAAGUUGUAGCUACGCAUCGGGAUUAAGGUGUUUACAGAGCCCGCAGAGAAAUGCAAAUUCGAAGCGGCUAUCCUCGAGGCGAGGGUGUCCCAAAAUAAUCCGUCCACAGUUUCCGGGGCAAAAAAAGGAAUAAAUUCAGUGUGGAAAAUUUGCUGCUGUGUAGAACGAAUAUCGGCGGAAAAAAGUUCUAGCACCGUGGAUUAAAAGUUGACUUUUGUCGCAGGUCGUCGAAAGGACCCAAAUGGAGCUGCUAAAGUCUGUUUCCUCUGUUACGGUUUGCGGUGAUAUUUUUCAGGAUAAAAUUUUUCAACAUCUUGCUGGGGGAGAGCCAAAGUCCUGAAGGCGCCAACUUCUCGUCGACGCUCGGCUUUGCCGUCAUCGUCAUUGUUGUCGCCCGAAAGUCUCUGGAAUGACGUUUUUUUAACGCUUCCAAUCGAGAAGAAGGUCAGCACACGCGUUCAGAAAACCAUAGCAAAAAGUUGAACGGGGAAAAAUAAAAGGAGGCAGCUCUCGGAAAAACUCGAAGAAAACGCGAUUAAAACGUUGUGAGUGGACUACAUUAUCCUACAUUAGAAUCCUAACGAAAGGACGCGGCGAAGCUGAAAAGUUUUUCUCGGCCAUCAAUGUCCAGCAGCUGCUCCCUUUGCCAUUUGGAGGCAGCUUGUGAAGAGUUGUUUGUUUAAUCGUGUUUGUUGGAAAUGUGAAAGCGAAACCCCAUCAAGUAGCUUCAACAAGUUACCAACUCUUCCGAAAGGUUAUUUUUCAUUGAUGCGACUUGAAGAUAUCUUUAAAUUUGAUGGGAAAAUUCACGUGUUUUGUAAACUAAAGUGGAUCAACAUUAAUCAGAAAAAAGUUUCCAAUAGAAAAACAAUAAUAUUGUUUAAACGCCACGUGAAAAGAGAAUCUGGAUGAAAGAUAUAAUUUCCUGGGAUAAAGAAAGCUAAGAAAGUUACUAGAGCAAAGUGUUUGCGGAGCCGGCUGCAUUCGAACGGAACGAUUUUAGGAAAUCAUUUCAGAAAAUUGCUUACAGCGAGAAUUCAGAGAAAAAAGGAGCAAAGCUGGAUAUAAAAUUGUUUUCUAUUCUUGGAGUCGAUUCACGGAGCUUCGGAGAAAAUACUAAGCAGAAUCCUGUUCGUCACGCAUCGGUUCCUGAAUGUCACAAAACCCCGGAACAUGCGAUCAUAUAAUGAAUGUUCCUUAUUCUGCAGCAGUGAUUGAAAAAUUUCUUAACAUUCUCCGGUCGACGUAAAAUCUGUCCAAACGAAAAUAACAGCUAAAAAGAGGGAAAAACACAGGCCAUCAACCUGCCAAAACUUGAAGGUACAACGAGACGAAACAUAGCAACGCAGUCAACGACAGAGAAAAGGGCCUUUUAAUAGAAACCUGACCAUCGCCGGCUAAACGAUCGAUGUAUGUGUGUUUGUGUGUGCACCUGUACGUGUGAGGCAUCCGUGAGCCGUCGACCUCUCGCUGAUAAAUGGCGUAACAGAGCUUAAACUUGAUUGCCGGGGAUCGGCUGUGGCCAACGGCAGCAGAAAACCACCCUACAAUUGGAGUAAAGAUGCAGCAUCCGGAAUGCCACCUAAACUUCGCACCAGUGAUAUUAAAUGCAUAAAUUUUGGCUCUGAUUAUUGAACCGGAGCUUGGGGCAUCAUCCUCAUCGAUUGUGGCUACGAUUUCGAGCAAACAAACCUUUGGCCUUCUACUUCCGGUAUUUAGAUGCAGAUUCGAAGCUACAUGGGGUGGUUCCAUGUUCAGUAUUAGAAAAAACUGCUCCAUCUACGUACAGGAUUCAGUUCUUGUUGGCAUUUGAGAACAUCGCUGGAGCUAGAAGGCAAAAUUGCACCAAGUCGUAAAGUGAUCCCUGGAGGUGGCUCCUCUCCAUUUCGACCCUUAUUGCUGGUACCAACUGUGCGUGCGGGAAUUUUAUGCUUACUAUCCGAAUCAAAUCGAUACCGACGACGAGAUGGGUUCCCGAGCCAGCCACAACCGGAACGUUCUGAUAGUUGGUGCUCUGUUUUUAAUAAUUGUAGACAUAAAUCAAACCGAUUGCAAUUUCAUACACCAAGACCAUGCUAAGACGGGAAUCGGCAAAGCUGCUGCCACAGGCCCUUCCGGUAAUAAUGGUACAAGCAGCAGUAGUAGCGGAAGUGCCGGAAGUGAAAAGUUACCCUCCGCAACAAUUCCAAUGACGCCGAGCUCGAGCAGCAGCAGCACCGGAAAUGGAAGCACCGCUGCCAGUUCCCCGACCGGCUGGAUCGAGGGACAAAUUCCACUGGAACGAUUGCCAUCCAACACACUGCUCAAGUAUACUGCCUACAAAGAUGUUUCGAUUCUACACUUCCGUAUACCGACCGACACCCGUACCGCCUUCUUUAGUUUUAAGGCAUACGAGGAAUCUAAAAGUGCCUUUCAGCGUGAUUGUCAACCGAAUGACAUAACGUUACACUUAAAAGCUGGCAGCUAUCCAGUGAUUAGCCCGGAAAAUAUCACAUUCCCCAAGCACUUUCUCAGUGCCGACGAGAGGUUCGAGAUACAUAAUUUACAAUUUAAAUCCGACAGCAUCACGCGCCGCCUGAGCAUAGAUGGCCCACAUCCGGGUAAUUGGUUUGCCGUCGCGUUUAUCAGCUGGACCGAUCCGAACAACGAGCGCAUCGAGCAGCAAGGCUUGGCUCCAUCUUGCGAGACACUUCUCAUGUCCGAGAUGUCCGUGGCCAGCAGCAACCCGGUGAUGGUGCAUCCCGGAACUUCCCAGCGGGAGGUGCUUCUGUCCACCGGGAACCGCACCGAGCCGCGAACCUUCAAGUUCUUUGUCCCGGAGCAGGUGUCGUUGGUUCGCUGGCGCUUGGAGCUGGUGCGAGCUUGCGCCGAGUGCAGUGACGUUGGCUUCUGGGUGCAAGCUCACGGCCUUCCGACGCAUCGAGACUUCCUGCAGCAUGCGGUUAUCUGUCCAAACCAGACGGGCGAGAUGGAGGUGGAAUUCUAUCCGCAGGAAGGGGUCUGGCACUAUGUGGAUUUGGACUUCCUGGAGGACGAUGAGGGUAGGGGGAAUCGGAGCAGUAACGAGAGUCGGGAGGUGGAAUUAGUAGUGUCGAUGGAAUUUGUGAGGGAAAGUGAGGUGAACGAUGUUAAAGAAGAGAGCACGGUGGAAAAGGUGUUGCCUAAAAGGGUGUUUGAGGGAUUCCCGUUGCUGAGGCAAACGUAUCGAGAGUUUUUCAUGUUUGACUAUGAUCUGCUGCCCGAUAUCAAUGGAACUGUUCCGUUGACAUUGAAUUUGAGUGCUGGAACGCCAGCUUUGAUGAAGUUUGACGUUAACGAUGUGUAUGAUAUCGGAGGAACGUUGAGCUUUGCAGUAGCCAUGAGACAGGACAUGAAGAGCGCGUUGAUCGACGCUCACCAAGCGAAUAGCAACGAUCAUGUGGGAGUGGUGGCUGAGAAGUUGAUAGAUGUACAGGAAGACUUCGUUGAGCAGGCGACCACGACUACGACGAGUACGACCUCUACAGCUGCGCCAACAGCGGCUUCGAAGGAGACUAGCCGAAGCAACCAGACGGUGAUAGUCUGCAUGAGGUUAGGUGAACCAGGAGUUCCUACUUGGCCGGACAAAUGUGUCUAUGGGAGACACACGUUUCCGGCUGCAAUAACUAUUAAUAAUACCGACUCUGACACCAGUACUGGGUUGGUUCAUGUACCUUUUCCAGAAGCUGGAAAGUGGUACGUGACCUUGGGCAUUUUCUGCCACGGAGCGGAAACUGCUGCAAGAGUGACAAUUAUCGAUAGUGUUAAGGAGUUUAUCAAGAAAUACCGUGAGAUUUUAAGCGACAUAAAACAGCCAUGUUCCUGUUCUGAAUCGGCGAAGUAUUACUUGGAUUGUUUGGGCAACGAUACGUGCUUGGCAAGCAUCAACGAAACGGAAACACUUAAAAUCAAAGAGUGUAUAAUGGACGCCAAGUGUACGGAGCAGUCCGAGGAGAUGGCUAGAAAGUUCGAGAUUCAUCACAAGUACGCCACGGAGCAGAGCGUAUCGUCGGAUAGUACCUGUAACGGAAGCAUAGUCUUCACCAUCUCGUCCAGUCCGUGCGUUGCGGGAAGGUGCGGACGUUUCGGAAGAUGUUAUCAUUAUAUGUCCGGUGGAUUUGUGUUCUCGACAUGCCUUUGUUUACGUAAUUAUCGGGGCUGGGACUGUACCGAAGAUUCGCAAGUUCCUUCAAGUGCUUCGAUACUGUUAGCUUCGUUGAUGCUGACCUUGUCGAAUCUGCUGUUCCUACCCAGUAUAUUUUUUGCCGUCAGACGAGGCUACUACACGGAGUCGAUAAUAUACUUCUUCGCAAUGUUCUUUUCAACAUUCUACCAUGCAUGUGAUUCUGGCGAGGAAGAGUUCAGUUUUUGUCUCGUGAAGAUAGGUGUACUGCAGUUCUGUGAUUUCUAUUGUGGCCUUCUGGCAAUCUGGGUCACGCUGAUAGCCAUGUCCAAUGUGAGGCAUCAGUUUGUCUCAUUACUACACAUGCUGGGGGCUAUUCUGUUGGCUUUCGGGACCGAGCUGAACAAGCAGUCCCUUUGGGUAUUCCUGGCCCCAGCGCUAACCGGGCUCUGUCUGAUAUCGGUAAGUUGGGGACUACGCUGCCGGAAGACGAAAAAGUGUUUCCCAUCACGGGGCUAUCUCGCCUUCUACCUUCCCGUCGGCAGUGUUCUGGUAAUGGUCGGAUUGGUAUGCUAUGCGUUCCUACAAACUAAACAGAACUAUCACAUUGUCCACUCGAUCUGGCACAUGGUAAUGGCCCUGAGCAUCCUCUGCCUGUUGCCUAACCGGAAAACAUUUCAACAAAAGUGCUAGCAUACGGUCAUGAUUUAUCUCCUCAAUUCAUCCUCUCAAUCGUCAAACUCGAUGUCUACGGCCACAACAUCGGGAGCAGGGCCCAUGACCAGUAGUAUGGCAAUUACUGCAUCGGGACAGCCGACAGGAGAGCAGGAGGGGAACACUAACAACAGCAUCGCCACUAUCACCGGCCCACAUGGUGACGUAGUCUCGAUGGCCCCCGGGACUGGUGAGGUCGGCAGCUGCGAAAGGCGGAAGAAUUCCGUCGCGACGGCCAUUACCGAAAUCACUCCGUCGGCAUCGCUUGUAAAUAAUCUAACCGACGCGACAACUAUCAGCGCCAGCAACAGCAUGUCCUUAUCGUCCACGUACUCAUCGCUGGCAUCCGCUGUCACAACCAGCGGGGUCCGGUAAAAUACUCGAGAGCUGCUACCGUACCUCUACAAGCUAGGGACACCUCUGACCGACAACCUUCGGCAGGAGAGUAUUUCCCACCGAAGUUUGAACAGCUACGGUACAGUGGUUUUUUCCUUCUUCUUUCACCAGUUGUGUAAACGGACGCAAAAAAAAAACAAUCACAGGAGGACAUAAUUAACACUCACUCGCACUCAACCAAAUAUGUUAGCGCACACGCACGGCACACAAACACCUACACCAAAAAGAUACAACUUUAUAUACAUAGAUAAAAUGUAGCAAAAUAUUCAGAAAAGUGUAGCAUAAAAUAUAUGUAUAUGUAUAGCAAACGUAAGAAACAUAAACACGGUACGAUUGGGGAAAAAUCACGAUUCGCAACUACUCAAAACCCGAUGUUAACUGUCAUUAGCACAAGAGAUUCUACUGAAAACCUAGCUAGGUAGGAAAGUGAUAUCUUUUAUUAUUAAAAGGGGAACUGGGGGUAUAAUGCCCAUUGUGGGCAAAACGCUCCACUGCGAUAUCUAGCUAGUUAUACACUUAUUUUAAAAUUUCUUUACGUUAUUCCCUUCUAAUUAACAGUAGAAACCUUUUGUACAAAAAAUUAGCAUCAAAUUUGCGAUAAAUUUCUGCAAAAAUCCAAAAAUAUUUUUGAAGCCAUAUUCCUUGCAAUUUGUGCCUUGACUUUCGUAAGGAAUUACGGCAUCUAUCGGCAAAAAAAAUUACCUGACAUGUGUUACAAUUAUGAACAUUGGUCUUUAAAAUCAUCACAAAACGAAAAAUUUCCUUAUUCAAUUAUUUUUCCUAUUGUUUUGAACGAUUUUUAACAAACAUGUCUAAGAGGGGCAAAACGCGCCAUGUCCGUUUAUCUUUAAGCAUGUUUCAUAUUUGUAUAAAUUUAUAUGCAGUUUCAUCACAACAAUUUUAAAGAUAUUUCCAUGUUGUAUUGGAAAACAUAACUUGAAUAUAAACGAAUAUAUUUAAAAUUUCUAAUUUUAAUAUAGAUUUAAUUAACUAUUCACAAGAGUUUAAGUAUAUCUGGCAGCACUGCGCGUAGCAAUAUAUUUUCCCAUCUGUGAAGUAGAAUAGAAGUGUUUUUACCUGACAAACACUUUCGGAAGCACUUGAAUCAAUAAACACUUAUUAAACGUUAAACGGUGCGAUUGGGUACACACAUAUGCGCAUUAUGCCCCUACUGAAAUUGAAAUCCAAUUUUCAACCUACUCUUCAAACUUCUUUAAAUUUGUGGCCUUUUUUGACCUUCCAGUUAUUCUAACUAUCAGAUUUCGACAAAAAACAUUCCAAACUUCCAAACACAAUCGAAAAGUAAAGUUAAUCUUUUCAAAUGUACUCUGAAACAAGGCUUUUUUCUUAACGUGGGCAUUAUGCCCCCUCUUCCCCAACUAGAAUAAAAAAAAACUGUGUUAAUGUGAACUGACACGACGAAAAAACGCUACCCACUGUAAACGGUGCAUAUGUUUGCGAGAUUUUUCGUACAUUCGUGUAAAGAGAGAAGAAUUGAUGUAAUAACCAAAAUUGUUCCAGCCACGAUAUCUACCGGUUGGAAGCAUCAUCAUAUGAUGUCAUUCAACGAUUCAAUAACUGGCCAGAAAAAUCAGGAAAAAAGUGAAACUAUCAAACCAAGAAACAUCUCACUCCUCUUCACAUAUGUUCCAAAACACAAACAGCUCAAUCGAUCAAUGUUUCGACGGAAGUAAGCAUCAUGUUAAAAUAUCGAGAAUUGCAUUGCAAUGUCCCGCUGCCGCAAAAGUUCGCCAGUUGACUGGCACAGAACCAUACCCAGCCACCAUCAUACAUGGCAUGGAGCUGAAAACCCGAUUUGCUUUCAAGGUACCGUAAACUGGGGAAACUUUGAUCACUUUUUUCAUUCAUUUUUGAAUGUUUUGGAAGGAAUUGCUUUUUAGUAAUACUUAAAAGUUUUAAAACACUUACUGAGGCGAGGAGUAUAAAACAUGAUCAUUGAUUGCAGUAAAUUCAAACGACAUCGGUGGUUAUAAUUAAACGUUUGUUACAAAACCAGAUUUCGAGUUUCGGAGUAACUUUGAUCACUAUGGUUUUUAAGGUACCUCAACAUCUUCAAAACUACUUUUAUGGUGCCAUUUAGCACAGAAGGCAUAAAUAACAGUAUUUUUGUUAGGACUAAACUGAUUUUUUCAACGUUUUUUUUUCAAAAAUUUUUAUAAUCAUAAGAUGGACAAUGUUGCUGCAUACAUCUAGGGGUAAAAGUUAUAAACAUUUCUGAUUUUUUUUGGCCUAAAAAACAAAUGAAAUUUUACCUGCAUGCUUUCCCUAGGUUCUCGCACUGUUCCCAUGUUUGUUUUUUUUUCUUCAAAUUGAACCAUUUGAUAGGAUUUUAGCCAUUUUUAACUAUAGGAGCUUUCUCAUGGAAAAUCGCCGUUUUUAUUUUCAAUAUCCAAAAAUUAUCACCAAAUGACCAUAAAAAUAACACUUACACUAAACCUAAACAAAGAAAAAAAAGUUGAACUUUCACAUAAAACAGCCCAUUUGCUCCUAAAUGCUUAAAUUUGAUCUGGAGAGAUGUUUGUUUGUGAGCCUUCGAAAAACCAGAUAUUUUAAGAUUUUAAAAUUACAUUUUAAGUAACAUCAAAAAUUUUCUUAUAAAAACCAAAUUUAACUUAUUGUAACUCAAUUUACAGGCUUUCAAACGUAGUAAACAGUUUUCAGAUAUUUUAACUUUUUGCUAAGUUAAUGAUGAUUACAUAUCUGCAAAAAUUACAUGUUGAUCAAAGUUCCCAUCAGUUUACGGUACUUUUUAGAGCAGCGUCCGGCCGAAUCGUGUACAAUGAAUUGCGAAGGAAAUGCGAUUAAAGGAUUCUUGGAAAAUUGUUUCCAUUCCAGUACAAUUAAUUUGAGCGGUUGAUCGAUUAAUUGAACAUCUGAAUGGCGAUACAGGAACCUCUUCAUUAAUAUAUGACCUUGUUUGUCGGUGAAAUAGCAUUUUCUGUGACUUGAAUAAUACUUACAAAUAAAUUUUGCAAAAACUAUUGGGCCAUAGUUUUUAUUAGCAAAUGAGCUCUGGAAAACAUAAAAAAGUAAAUUUAGAUUUUCAUUUAAAUUUGAAAUUUUUGAAAAUAAACUCUGAACUGAACAAAUUUUCAAUCUAAAAUAACUUGAUUCUUUGAUUUUUCGCAUGUAAGAUUGUGUGCAAGUUUGUCCAUGCAAGAUUGUGUCCAGCUGGUUCCCUUUCUUGGAAAUCACAUUUUUUUUGUAAUGUUUUCCAGUGAUGGUCUUUCGUGUGCAGAUUUUUGACCAAAACUUUUUGCUCAAAGUAAAGAGAGUUAAGAUUUGAAUGUGGCAACGCUGACAGUUGGGAAGAAAUUGGUGUUAUUUUUUACGUUGUGUGGCUAUUUACUCUUCCCAGCAAACAUUUUUGUAGGUACAUAUUAUUCUCAACAACUUUGUUAUACGUUUCAUAUACAUUAUAGAAUGAUCGUAUGAAACUCGAAAAAACAGCAUUUAAAUAUUUACCUACCAAAGUGGAGGCAAUAUAUUUUCAUAUUUUCAACUUCUGGCGAAAGCGAUAAGAGUAUACGAUUUGGACGAUAAGUAUUCGACACCAUAUUCAUACUUACUGAAAGAAUGCAAGAGAGCAAAAGUUUUUUCUCUCAACGCAUGCGAACCGUUGCCAGUGACAAUAUUUGCUGCCUCUGUUAUUGGGCAAUUCUUGCAAAUACACCAUCUGAUUUUUAGCAAUCUGGCUGGUUGCACUGCUGAUCGCAUAGAGAACACCAAAGCUGUUCUCUCACUUGACCCACGCGGGAGAAAAAAAAAGGAAUGAAAUCGUCUUCAAAAUCAGCAAACAUGGCAGACUUUUUAUCAUAUCCGAUUUAAACCAUUUAAUCCGACAUCGAGUAACUAUUUUUACGACAUUUAACCAAUUUAACUUGCGUUAGUUGGAAUUACAAUUCGCAGUAACAUUUUUUAUGACUUGAGUUAUCAUUUUUAAAUGCGAUUUUAUAUUUGCUGGGCUUACACAGAUUUCCAUAAGAAAGACAGCUAAUCGGUGUUAAAUUGGAGUUAAGGCCUAGAGCUAUUGUUUUCUCUGUUUAACACAUAAGAAAACGUAUACCGGGAUUGUGAGCGCGCCUAUCGCCAUGGUUGCCCCAUGUACAGAUUUAUCUAAAAAAGUAAGAUUUUUGGACUCAAUUUUAGGUUCAGAUUCUGUACGUGCAGAUGACAUCGUGCAGAUGGGACAUCUGAACAUUUCAAAAUUGGGUACAGAUUUGUUCAGAUUUUGAUGAAGCAUUUGAUGUAAAAUGAUGCCAAAAUCGAACGGUAUUUAGAAACAACAUUACCUUUUAGUUUUCGUUAUAACAGGACCAAUUUAAUUUAGACAAACACCAUAAAUACGUCUUUAUGUUCUGGAAUUGUGACAAAAUGCAACAAUAAAAACCAAAGAUUUUUAAAAAUUUUAUAAAGUACUCAAAAAUAACAAAAAGUUGAAAAAUUUAAAAUGUUAAAAAGCAAAUUCAAACAAAAGGCUAAAUAUGACAAAAAACAGCUAAAAAAUGAUGAAAAAUGACAAAAACAGCAAAUAUGACAAAAUAAAACAAGCAUUAUAAACAAAACAAGAAAAGAGCCAAAAGCAUAAAAAACAUGAUGAAAAAAUUUAAAAAAAAUGACUAGAAAUGGUCGGAAAUUGACAAAAAAUAACGUCUUUGAUAAUACAGACCCCGUUCGAUUUUGGCAACACGCCCGUACAUUUUGUUUUGAAAAAAUCGAAUGUUGCCAAAAUCGAACAGUUUUUUUUCUGAACUUUUUUUUCAGUUAUUUUUACAAAAUAACUGUUAUUAUUAUCAAACACGUUAUUUUUUAUCAAUUUUCGACCAUUUGUAGUCAUUUUUAAAUUUUUUUCAUCAUGUUUUUGAAGCAUUUUCCACUUUUCUCGUUUUGUUUAUAAUAAUUGUUUUCAUUUGUCAUAUUUGCUGUUUUUGUCGUUCUUCAUCAUUUUUUAGUUAUUUUUUGUCAUUUUCAGUCUUUAGCUUGAAUUUGUUUUUUAACUUUUUGAAUUUUUCAUCUUUUUGUCAUUUUUUAGUAGGGGAGAGUGGGGUAUCGUGGGCCAUGGGGAAACGUGGGCCACUUUUAAUAUCUCAGAUGUGUUUUAAGAUAAAAAUCUCAAACCAACUGUCAUCGUCGACGCUUUGCGUGAGCAUAUAUUCCUAUAUGUUGUUGCCUGAAAUACGCAUCAUAUGCUUCUUUUAUUUAUCAAGCUAAAAAAAGUUAGAAAAAUUAACUGACAUAAUUAAAAAAAACACCCGCAAAUUUCAUCGAUGGGGAACCUAAAGUGCAAAACAAAAAUAUGCUCAUACGCUUAUGAUCUUAGUUUUGUCAUGAUCUUUCACGUGGAAAAGAAAUUUUGGAUGAAACAUCAAUAAGUCACACAAACGCAACCAAUUUGCAAAUCAUAGCUUGUGGAGAAUCGUGGGCCACACAUCUUGAAUCACCUAUAUUUUUAUGUUUUUAUACACAUUCCGAACUUAAAAUACGUUUUACCUAUCUGCAAAGUUUUCUUAUGCCAAAUGAAAAGUUAUGAAAAAUAUUUUGUCCAUCCUAUAUAGGAAAUUUGGCAAAACGUUCGCGAGUCAGGUUUUGAAAUCUAUGCGAUCAUACACAGCUCUCUUUUUUUAUUUCAUCAUCUGAAAUUGCUUUUAAAUAACGAAAUGAAUUAGGAAAUCACAGUUUUGGGUCAACUCAUAAACUUUGCAUGUUAUUUGGUCAAUUUGGACUUGGUGGCCCACGAUUAACCACCAUUUUUCAAAAUCCAAAAAAAAUUGCUAUUUUUUCAAACAGUCAGAAUUUGAGGAAAAUAACUAAUUAAAAAUUAAAAAAAAAAUACCUUAUGAUACCUUGAAAAUGUAGAAAACCAUACCAUUUUUUAUUUUCAUUAUAUCUUUUAUAAUAAAGAAGUUAUGGAACAAAGAAAAAAAGUGGCCCAUGAUUCCCCACUCUCCCAUACUUUAUGAAAUUUUUCAAAUUUUUUUGUUGUUAUUGUUGCAUUUUAUCACCAUUUCAGAACAUAAAAACGUAUUUAUGGUGUUUGUCUAAAUUAAAUUGGUCCUGUUAUAACGAAAACUAAAAGGUAAUGUUGAUUCUAAAAACCGUUCGAUUUUGGCACAUGUGCCAAUCGGAUGUUGCCAAAAUCGAGUGUUGCCAAAAUCGAAUGUUGCCAAAAACGAACGGGAUCUGUAAUAAUUGUUAUUUUGUAAAAAUAACUGAAAAACAAAAUGAGAAAAAAACCGUUCGAUUUUGGCAACAGAAAAUGUACAAGCGUGUUGCCAAAAUCGAACGGGAUCUGUACCAUGAGAACGAUUCUGAGUUAAUAAAAUAUUUAUAGUUUUUCAGAAAGAUUUUUUUCCGGAGACUUUAAACGACAUUUGAAAUUGUAUCUAUUACAAACACCGAAGUUAUAAAGAGUUAGUUAAGCAAUUAUUGUGAAAAUUGCACAGAGUUUUCAUGUAUCGUUGGUACAGAUUUAUGUUAAAAAAAAUACCCAUCAAAAAAAUUUGUUUGCUCAAAAGUAUAGGUUUAGAUGUGGCAACGCUGCCCAUCGUCUUUCGCACUGAGUUGUACACUGACAAAUCAUUUCACACUUUAGUGUGUCAAAUUUCACACAUUUUGGAAAUAAGUAGACCAACACAUUAAAUGUGUGAAGGUACCGCUGCACACUAAUGGGAAAUACCGCUUAAGGAAACGAAAUGUGUGCGUUUCACACAUUAUGCAAAAAGCGUUUAAAACAGGAAAAUGUGUGAAUAUCACAAAACAGUUCAAUUUAGGUAAACGGGAGGUGAUAGUUAAACUUAUUUUCAUUCAUUUGGAUAUUGAAACAUCAUGAUUUGAAAUCCAAUUUUUUGUUUUAUUAAUUCUCGCACAUUUUCAGUAAUUAUUUAAUUUAAGUGCUGCGGGGGGAGCAAUUCCAUGAGCUUUUUCUACCAGCCAGAACAAGCCGGCGAUACCAGGCCGGAUCUGAAAGAGAAAGUCAUGCAUUAGUCGAUUUAUUUUCAAAAUUUCAGGUGCUGUGCGGGUUUACUUGCCAUUGUUCUUUCAUGACUUGAAGCGACUUUAGGGAUGAUUGCUGCUUGGCUCGCGCAUGACUGUUUGUGAUUUCACACACUUUUUCCUUAAUCUGUGAAUUCGUAUAAUGUGUAAAUUUCAAACUUGCAUGGUGUGUGAAAACCACACUCGAGUUUGACAGCUCCAUAUAAAGCUUAGUUCUUUUAGAAAUGGGACAGUUACGAAUGCCUGUAUCUAAAAAACCAUUCGUUUGAACGAAAUACUUUCUAUGAAGAAAAAGAAGGUAAUGUUAUGAUCUUUAAUGAAAAAAUUUGAUAAAAAAUAUUUACCGUUUUUUGUUAAAGAAAUUUCUACUUUAUUCUUAGUAUCUCCCAUUGGCCGGCGCACACUUUUUUCAGUCAUGGUAUUGAUCAGUUUCUCCAACUUAUACGUCGUAAAAUCUAUAUUUUAGGUGGCUUCACCCUCCUUCUUCAAUUUCUGAUACUUUUUGGUCCAAUACUUCUCUUAAAACUGGAAACUGGAAGCAUUUUAGUGGAUACAGUUGUUUCGAAAUGAACAAAUUUGAUUAUUUUUGACCACAUUUUUGAACGUUUUUUUUUUCGGUACCGGUUUUACAGCUUAAAAGCUUUGGAACUAUCAAAAAAUGGUUGUUUGAGGUUGGAUUUCAAUGAGUCAUCACUAGGCAACACUGUCAGCUUAUCGGAGAAAAUUGUUUUGGACAUUUCAGCGAUCUACCCUUAGUUAUUCGUUUAUUGAAAAUUUAUAAUGCUGGUAUGAGACUUGACUUCCUUGAUGACCCUUAACCGUUGUUGCCGAUCAUGUGCUUCUCUCCAAUUCUUGAUUUGAACUUUGUGAACAUUAUUGGCAGUGUUUGCAUACUUAUCCACCACAAAAACUCAGUAAUUCUUUGAAUAAUCAACGGUUUUGUCAGCUAUCAAUUUGAUAAUGACGUAUUUUCAAGGAAACUGUGCAAAAUUAUUUUUUUCUUUUUCUCUUGCAUCGUACAUAUCUCAAAAACGCGGAAAUUUUAAAUUUUGAAAAAAACAGGUCGAAUAGAACUUUUUACAGGCAACAAAAUGCUGUCAAAAUUUUCUAUAUCCAAUAACUAGUUAACGAGCUAUUAGCAAAUGAAAGUGUCCCAUUUCUAAAAGAACUAAGCUUUAUUUGCAGAUAAUGUGUGAAACUAUUUUGCAAAAUGUGUGAAAUGAUUUAUCAGUGUAUGAUUUACUUACCGCGCUCUUGGCUGUAAUUCUCUUUCUAUCGCCACGAUGCGGGAGCUCUCACGCUUGCUGUCCGAGUCGUUAAAAGUCAGGGUUGCCAACAAUUUUAUUUUUCAAAAUUCAGGGACAUAAUUCAACGGAAAAUUCGGUCGAAGUGAGGACUAUUUUUUUAUCAUCAAUCCUUAUUUUGACCUCCACUAAUGUCUUUAAUUUAGUUCUAUACUGCUCAUUUUCCAUCAUAUUCACGAUAAUCAGGGAAAAUCAGACUUAUUUCCUAAAAUCAGGGAAAAUGGAGGCUUAUCAGGUUAUCACUUUGGGCCUCCAAAAAUCAUUCAAAUCCUAAAAAAUCAGGCACAUUGUAAACGCUGCUUACAGCUCGUGUAAGUUCGGGGACCAAGUGAAGCAAAAUCAGCGCAAGAGGAUUGCAUUCGGAAACCACACUGAAAACAGUGCUGUUUUAUCUCUUCUUUUUGUUAUUUGGGAGGAGCUAGUCAAUCAUGUACCUCGAUGUUUUAAAUCAUGUUUAUUUGAAAAAUGACUCACUUUCUGAAUUGUUCAUUUAUUUAAAAAUUUGAAUUAUGAUGAUCACUUCUGAAUUAGUUUUUGAAAAAAAGGGGAUUACAUUUCUAAAUUUUAGCUGAUUUUUCAUCUGAAUCAAGAACUUUCAAUUCAAACGUGGAUUCUGAAUGAAAGUUUUCGCUUUCAUGUCUAUUGUUUAACUGCAAUUUUUUAUUCUGCCUCAAAUUUUCAACGCAGAAUUUUGAUCCUUUUAUUUGUUUGUUUUUCAUUAUUUCUAGUCUUGUUCAACGCUGAAUUUUUGUUUGUUAACUAAAUUCUAAAUAUUAAUUUUAAUGUUGUUGGAUUUUCAGACCCAGCGAACAUGAAAUCGUAUCAAAAAAAGAUAACUUAAAGCCUAGUCCACAAUAGGCAACUUGGACUGCGAUUUUGGUUGCUGAGACUAGUUGAUGGGCCCUAUUACGUAAGACGAGUCGAGCAACUCGACUCGACUCCAGUCACUGUCGAGUCGAACGAAAUGUCUUAUUACGGUAGUCGAGUGAAAUAGCUGAGUCACGACCUUUCAAGCAGUCGACUCAGUCGAGCUACUCGACUGAAAUUCUACUCAACUCGACUACUGUAAUACCAAAAUGGCUCACUCGAGUAAAAUGACUCGUGACUCGUCUUAUGUAAUAUUAGGGCCUUAUGUUUACAUCUUGAUUGUUGAAAGUCUCCCAUACUUGUCAGGAGACUUGAGACGAGACGAGAUGCAAAUGUAAACAUAAACAAGUCUCAGCAACCGAGAUCGCAGUCCAAGUUGCCUAGUGUGGACUAGGCUUAAGUCGUUUACAAUGGUGUUGCGAAUUGCAAUUCCAACAGUAUAGUGAAAAUAUCAUAUAAAAUGUCGUCUUAGGUCAAUUUAAAUCGGAUAUGAUAAAAAGUCCGCCAUGUCUGUAAAUUUUGAAAUGAUUUAGCUCCCGCGCGGGCCUCUCGAGAAAAUCGUCGUCAUGUUCUCUCUGCAAUCAGCAGUGUAUACAGAUGGCUUAAUAUUUGAAAAUAUUGUCUCUGGCAACGAUUUGAAGGUUAUGAGAGCAAAAUCUUGUGCUCUCUUGCAUUCUUCCGGUAGGUACGAAUAAGGUGUCGGAUAAAGCCCAAUUGGUGUUAUUUUCAUCGCUUAAGAAUGAAAUGAAAUUUAUGUAUGUAUAUUGAUUCCACUUUGGUAGAAAAAUGCUGUUUUUUCAACUUUUAUAUGAUCUUUCUAUAAUAUUUAUGGAACGUAUAUGAAAACACCAUAAGAAUAUAGCUACAAAAAUGUUUGCUGGACCUGUUCUUAAAUUUUCUCGAAGGAGAAUUUUUUAAACAGUAUAGGUACAUAACCUGAAAAUCGUUAAAAAAAAAUCUUUUUUGAAAUGGUGUCCUCGCACAAUUCUUGAAAAAUGUUGGUAUAGUAAGAGCAAGUUCACUGGUGUUGGGAAAAAGUGGUAGAAAUUUUGUCACUUUUUGCACAUUUUGAAAAUGCGCGCUGUGCAAAAACAUUUUCAAGAUCUGUGGCCUUCAAGUUUUUCUACAACACAUCGUAAUCGAUGACGAUCCCAUCUUGAAGGCGACUGCUAAGCUGAAAUCCAGUGUUUCUGCAGGACCGGAUGGCAUUCCAGCGACUUUUCUAAAACGCUAUAUAUCACAUAUGCUGACUCCUAUAAAACGAAUCUUCCAAUCAUCGCUCACGGAAUCCACGUUCCCUUCCAUUUGGAAAGAGGCUUACGUGUUUCCGGUCUACAAAAAGGGUGACAGGAGGAACGUUAACAAUUAUCGUGGUAUUUCUGCCCUAUGUGCGAUCGCCAAACUGUUUAAGCUUGUUGUAUUAGAUCCAUUUUUCUCGUAUUGCAAUUUUUAUUUCUCUUACGAACAACAUGGAUUCAUGUCCAAACGCUCUACGACAACAAACAUGUUGACGUUCACAUCUUCCGUGCAAGACAGUUUUGCCAAGGGAUCUCAAAUCAACGUAAUCUACACCGACCUGACCGCAGCUUUCAACAAGGUAAACCACAAAAUAGCCAUAGCCAAACUAGAUCGUAUCGGUACGAUCAGGUGAAUCAUUUUCCAAUCAAUUCCCUGCCUCUUCUGGAGUACCUCAAGGGAGCCACCUAGGACCCAACAUAUUACUGAUCUACUUCAACGACGUGCUGCUGCUUCUCGAUGGACCAAAACUGGCGUAUGCCGAUGACUUGAAAUUGUUUCAAUCCAUCAACAGCCCCAGAAUAUGUCAACGUCUUGCAGAGCCAGUUUAUCAUCUUCGCCGGCUGGUGUGAUGUCAAUUGCCUUCCCUUGAAUCGCAACAAAUGUAGGGGGAAGUGUUCCUAAAUGCGCAUUAAAGUGCCCCAAAUGACCCGACUUUUGAAAAAGUUAUACGCUGCAGGCUAAAAUUGAUCCUUGGCCUAGUACAAGAUCUCAUGCCAAAUUUGGGCCAGAUCGGAUCACGUUUAGGGGUCGCUCAACGAGCCUGAAGUUUGUAUGGGAUUUUGAGACAUUUUGUUCGGGAGAAACAUGAAAAAUCAGUUUUUCAUCAAUAACUUUGGUCCCCGUCGGCCGAUUUCUUUCAAAAACGGGUUUUCUUGAAGCCUAAAUUAUGAAAAAUAUUUCAUGCAAAGACUGCAUUUCGAUAAAAGUUAAGAUAAAAAAGUUGUAAGGCUUCAAAAAUGGGCUAACUUUUUUAACGGUGGUAUUCAGCACUGUUAAUGAGGCGUCAAUAUGUUCGACCACCUCGACUCAUUAACAGUGAUGAAUACCAUCCUGAAAAAAGUUAACCCAUUUUUGAAGCCUUAUAACUUUCUUAUCUUAACUCUAAUUGAAAUGCAGUCUUCGGAUGAAAUAUUUUUCAUAAUUUAGGCUUUAAGAAAACCCGUUUUUGAAAGAAAUCGGCCGACGGGAACCAAAGUUAUUGAUGAAAAACUGGUUUUUCAUGUUUCUCCCGAACAAAAUGUCUCAAAAUCCUAUACAAACUUCAGGCUCGUUGAGCGACCCCUAAACGUGAUCCGAUCUGGCCCAAAUUUGGCAUGAGAUCUUGUACUAGGCCUAGGAUCAAUUUUAACAUGCAGCGCAUAACAUUUCACAGGUUUUGAAUUUCCCAUACAAAUUUGGGGCAGUCUAAUGCGCAUGUUGGGUAAUAUGCGCAUACAGCCGAUUGACGAUAUGGCUAGAGAUUCGUCAUAUCUAAUCAGUGCAGUUUGAGGGUAAUACGCUUUUAACACAUGGCAUGAAAAAAUUAAUUAAAAUAUAUUAAAAAAUUAAAAUUGCUCUUACGUAUAGAAAACAGAUGUCCGCUCAUGUGCAUAAAGUUUUCAGACUCCUAUCUAUCGGAAUAUGGGAGAAAAUGAGUGUUUUCCUUAAUAUGCGCAUAUAGCCUGCCUCUCCCCUACGGUAAUUUCGUUUUCACGCAAGCGGCUACCGCUAUCGGCUGAUUAUUUUCUGGGACAUGAGGCAGUUGCACGAGUUGAGCAUGUGAAAGACCUUUGUGUGAUCCUGGACAAACGGCUGGAUUUCAAGAUCCACACAAACUACAUCGUCGAUAAAGCUUCCAGAUGCCUGGGUCUUUUAUUCCCGCCGGACCGCAACACGGGCCUCUAUUGUUGCCGAUCUGCUUUCGUCUAGAACCGACUGCCCUGCACUGCUAGAAGCACUCCAACUCAGCGUACGAUUCCGAGGCUUGAGGAAUCGUAAUCUUCAGCUCUUUGCUCCUCUCCGACAGAAUAGCUACGGAGCUAAUACAGCGCGAAUUGGUGCAAUAAGGACGUUUAACGCUUCUCCGAUCAUUUUGAUUUUGACGUUUCGAGGGAAUUAUUCCGAAGAAGAAUCCUUAGUGCUGUAAGUAUAGUAUAGGGUAAAUUCCGUGUAAUUGUAGUUGGUCUUCAAUUUUUAACCUAUCAUUUCGAUCAAUAUGUGAUCUGUUGAUGAAAAUAAACAAAUAACAAAUAACAACACGUGUUGUAUUUUCGCAUGCUGUGAUGCAAAAAUAGCAAUAUUUCUAUCACAUACGGCUGAAAUAGAAACAGUGCUGUAAAAAAAUACAACGCCCAAAGAUCUUGAAAACAUUUUUGCAUGGUAAAAUUUUCAAAAUGUCAAAAUUUCUACCACUUUUUCCCAACACCAGUGAACUUGCUCUAAGGAGAUUCGAUGCACGACCUGUCGGCAAGGUUGCCGAAAUCACAGAAAAAUCUAUAUUAUCACAGAAUUUUGAGCAAAAUUUCGUCACAGAAUCUGUGUCACAGAUCACAGAAUUUUUAAAAUUUUCAUAAAAUUCACAGAUAUUCUUAAUUUUGUACUGAUUUACAUGAAUUAUAAAUUUAUAUGUCACUUUCGACUUUUUAUUUCUGUCUUCAAUUGAUGAAAAUAUGAAAACAAGGUAAUGUGAAUUGAUUUUUGUCUAUUAAAACUGUAAGUAGUACCCAAUUUGAUGAUGUUUUACAUGAUUUCCAAUGAACUUCAUAGAAAUUGAGUCAUAGAAAACAGUCACAGAAUUUUAGGUUCAAAUCACAGAAUUCGAGAAUAUUUUGUCAAAAACACAGAAUUUUUUUUCGGCAACCUUGCCUGUCGUUUGGGAGGCACCCAUGCUACCACAGAACCAUGCCUGAUGCAUUGGGAUGAGAGUUUCAAAAUUCUGAUAAAAACUUUCAAAGCAGGCAAAUGAAGGCAGAAUAAAUAAAACUGUUUAUAUCAAAGGAAGGGACGAUCACGAUCCAUUCGUUCGAAAAAAUCCCUUGUCUCCGGAUCGUUUGCUAGGUGUUCUUCCGAACUCCAAUCCGACGGGCAAAAUUUUACAAAAUCACCAUACAGUUGUUUACGUUGAGUUGGCUCGCGAGAAAUGUCAUUUUGAUACGCAGGACUGCCUAUAAAUUUCGAAUAUCAUCUGGUAGCACCAUUUUGCAACGUCGAACUGCCGCGUACUCAAACUUUCAUGCAUAUUGUUCCAAAGUUGCAAAAUGUAUGAAAAGUUUGGGUACAGCCAGGAGAUUCGAACCUCGAAAUUCAGGUUGAGAGCACUGCACGCUAUGACAGAACCAAGCAUGAUGCAUUUGAUUGAUCAAUUCAUUAGUUGAUUUUAUAUUUGAGAUUAUUACUGCAACAACAAUUUAGUUUUGAAUUUAAUUUAUCUUAUGAUAUUCAAAUCCCUGAAAAAACCUUUAGAUAAAGGUUUGCCCUUUUUGGCCCACUUGUUUUUAGUUUAAAGAUAGUCACGUGUUAAAUCAUUUAUUUGAGAGGAUUUUACGCAUCAAAGAAAACCAAAAAAAACACACAAUUACAACCCACAUAGAAAUCAUAUCUAGAUUGGUUCAAAGGCCGCAAUCUGAAAGCAUAACUUUAAGUCCAUAUGAAAAAGUCGUUAAAUAAGUAAAACUAAAACCAGGACGAAAACUGUUCCCGUCAACGUUGACAACAUCCGCUAAGUUCCAGCAGCACAACAAAUCGAAGCCAAGCAAAGGGGGGUAAACGGUUCGUAUCGUUUGGAACGACUCAACACUCACAGAAUCGCAAAAUGUGCCUUUGAAUGGCGAGGGAAAACAACAAAAAUGUCAUAUUUAUGAACUCAUCGCCACUCAAUUCAACCCCUUUUGAGGAGUCAACGAAAAUCAAAGCCCCUCAACACUUUCCUAUUUUUUACUUUUUUUUUCCAUACUGAAACGUGAAUGUAUGUAUAAAUAUGUGUGUAUGAAUAUAAAAAGCUCAACACGAAAAUCGUAAAAGGAAAGAAAAAAAAGCAGUAGUAAAAAAUGUAAAAUCCUCUAAAAGAGUCGUUUUUAUGCAAUUCUCUCUACCAGUGUACAAAAAAUAUGCGAAAAAAACCGCACACAAACAAUUGAAAUCACAAUAUUUGCAUUUCGCGAAUCCACACAAAAACACUCUCUCUACACAUCACAUCACCACGGUUGUCAUUAAAUCGGAUCCUUCAUCGAUGUGGUUUCCUAUCGUUGAAAAAAAGACAGUAGACAAUAGGCAGCGUUGAUUCCAUCAGAUUGUAAACAUUGCGGUCAUCUUCGAAAACCGCAAACGAUUCAUGCUUGUAUCUCUGUUGCCACCAUUGGUUUUUUUUUUUCGUCGAGAGCUUCAAAAGGAUUUCGGUUGUAAUUCAAAUUUCUGGCCUAGAACUUGGACAGAUUAAAAAAAAUUAGGAAAAAAAAGAAAACAUUUAACACUAUUUUUUCGGAUAUCAGCUAAAGUACAGUACCUUACAAAGAGUUUUAGAAUGUACAUAGGGUGCUCCUUUAUAUGUCUAAGCACGUUAAACACAAUUUUGGAGCAAUUUUAAUGCACUUUUAAACUCUCUUAUACAGUGAAUCAAUACAAAAUUAGCUUCCAAUCAAUCGUAGGUUGGUGAUAGGAUAUUUGAUCGAAGACUGCUCAUAAGCUUCAGCACAGACUGAUUUGCGAUGAAUUUGGCUACUUUUUUCAGUCUUUGGCGAAGUUUUUUAUAGAAUCUGCAGAUUUCACAUGUUUCCUCAAAAACGAUUUAAUAUGGACCCAAAAAGUUUCAAUUAGUUUUGCUCGAGGAAAAUUUGGUGGAUUCAUCCCCUUUGGUACGAUCUAGACCUAGUUGGAUUUGUACCAAGCCAUCGUGUCUUUUGAGUAUUGAACGACGCAGCUUCUUUAGGACUCCACUUCGGCUUCUUCUGCUUUUUAUAUGUCUUUAGACCCAAUUUGUCACUGAAACUGCAACCUUUAAAAUAAAUCAACCUGUAAUUAACAAAACCAGUAAUUUUCAAUUGUUUUCCUUGAAAGUUAUUUUUAUUAUUAUUAUUAUUAUUUUGUUUAUUCUUGCAACGUAAGAUAACAAUCUUUUAAUUUGUUACAAUUUGGCGUACAUAUUUCACUUGUAUUUCUUCUUCUUAAUAACUAAUCUUUCCGUCAGAUUGUUCUAGUUUUAUUUAUCUAUUUUAUUGUUUUACUCCACAAAUUCUUCAAGCAACCUCUUCUUAAACUCUGAUUUAUUAUUAAUCAUUUUUAAAUUGUUGGGUAGAUUAUUCCAAUUAACAAUGCCUCUGACAAAAAAUGUUCUACCAUAGUAUGAUGAACUAUGCGAAGGAAUCAAGAUAUUCCCAGUACGUGAGUUUCUUAGUGGCGCGAGCAAGGUUUUCGAGUUAACGAAAAGUUAACGAAGAUUCAUUUAUUAUUACAGCAAAUGUCCUGUAAAAAUGUUGUACACUGAAAAUUUAGUGUCACGUUAUUUGUUUUUCGACCUGUAAAAUUACGGUAAAUGUCCUGCUCCUUUUUGUUACAGGACAUUUGCGUAAUUUUACUGGAAAACAUUUUUGCUGUGUAGUGUAAUCAUUUUUGCUCGUUCUUAGCCACAUCCUGAACUAAGGUAGUUUUCUUACAGGCGUAAUAACACAUGACUUUCCGGUCGAAAGUUUUAUCCACCGGAUCAGGUUUCCACCCAUUUUUUGCCCACGAAGCUGCUUCCCUCUCCAUGCUUCCGAAUCGAAUUUCAGACCGCUCCAAUACUUACAGGGUGACAAAAAAGUCCGGUCACACAGGAAAACCUCAAUAUCUCAAGAAAUAAGAAGAAAAUCUGAAUCUGGCUUUCAUAGCUUUAUUCAGUAACUCAUAAAGAUACUUUACAGACGAUACCUCGGAAUUACACCACCUUUAUCUGAACGAACCAGCUUCAGACGUCUCGUGCUCCAUCGGCAUCUCGUCCCAGAUUUUCAUGAUAACUCGCUUGAAUUGCACCAAAUUUGCUAUUUUAUAGUCGUUCAGCUUCGACAUCAUGUAUCCCCACACGAAACAAUCCAGUGGAUUCAGAUCCGGAGUCGACGGAGGCCAUUCAUUCUUCGAAAUGAAAUCGGUCAAGUUUUUCUCACAAAACGCCUGAACAACCUUUGCGGUGCGGGAUGCUGCGCCAUCUGUCAGGAAGCAAGACUGACGUCUUGUUUUGGAACCUGGAAACGUUCAGCUUGUCCGCAGGAGCUUGCUGGAGGCUCACACUCCAAACUCGAUCAUUUUGGCGAUUGACUGUUUGCUCCUAAACGAACUGCUUCUUGUCCGAAAAACCCUUAACUCUGCCAUGGCUCACAACUCAAUGUAAACAAACUGCACAGCAACGAAACUUUGCCACUUUGGGCAGCAAGGUUAGCCCUUUCAUUUGACAUAUAGAACGCCCCAGAGAGAUGCAACGUGUAGGCUAUAGUCCUAUUUGCCGCUGGUUGUGUUCGUGAUAAUAUGCUGGUUGUUUCACCAAGCCUUUUCAGUUUGGGGACAAUUAACCUCAAAAACGAUCAUGUGUGUCGACCGGCUGUUCGUUUUUUGUACCGAGAGCUUUUGAGGUUAAUUGUCCCGUCUCAUCUGUACACGCUCAGCAAGUGUGCGUAAGAAAUGUCAAAACCAACUCUAUAGGCGACCCCAAAAAAGUGUGACCGGACUUUUUUGUCACCCUGUACUUCUUCUUUCAUUUUCGCCAACUGAGGCCGAUGACAUAGUGAAUGCGAUGCGAUACGAAACGACGAAUGCGAUUCAAUGCGCCGAACCACAUUUGAUGAUAAUGUAUGCGAAUCGCUUAAACCUGACAUACUCAACGCGGCGAAGCAGAUGUCAAUUUGUUCCGCCGCUCGAGUUCGCAUUGGCCGCGUUCGCCAAUUUGCAUCGCAUCGCUCUUACUAUGUCAUCGGCCUGACUCAGCGAAAUGUUGAGGAUAACUCACACGUUUUGUGCACGAUAUUUUAGCACUCUUUCGGGGAAAUGUUUCUCAUUUUCACGAAAUUGGAAAAUUGGAGCACACGAUACACAGAGUUCUAAAGCUUCGUUCAAUCGAUGGUAAAAAUCGGUUUCAACUGGUUUCUGUUAACUGGUAGAUGUUCAAUAAGUCCAAUUUUUGGGUCUAAACUCGGCAGCAGGAUUCGUUUCGACUUGGUAGAAAUCGGUGAUCAACUGUCAAUCCAUUUUUUCUUCGACCAGACUUCAUUGAACAGACUUUAAGUUAAAUUGUAAACAACAACACCCGGCGCUGUUUAAACGUCAUCCGGAAUGAGCAGGGUUGCAAAAUCGUGCUUAGACGUAAUGGGACACCCUAUAGGUGUUCUUAAUUUUGUAAUCAUUAUUUUGUUUUAAGAAAAAAAUUAUACUCAAAUGACUUCAGUUUAUACUCCUUCUCUAAGCUAAUCAACCCGUAAAAAAAAAUUUAAAUAACAAUCCAUCUGAAAAAAACUGCACAUCUUGAUAAGCUAAAUAUAAAACCGUGAUUAAAUGCAAACAACUAAAUUGUGAUCUACUACGUAAGAUAAAACAAAAAGUAAAACUGAAUGAACACGAACCUUAAACAGAACAUGAACUAAAUGUUAGAUGCUAGAACAAACACAACAGAUUAUACAAAAACGAAAAGAAAAAUUGAUUGUUUAAAGCUGACUGUUAGAAAGAGCACCGAUCAUUUGAACACUUACAUAAACAUUUCCUUUUAUACUUAAGCUCAAUAAAUCCUCUGCGAUAAACAAAAAACUAGGCCCGGAUUUAUUCGAGACAUCUGUGAUCAGUGUCACCAAUUUGAGUGUUACAAUCUACAAUUACUAAAUGUCAGAUUUUUUUGUUCCACCUCUUAUAACUAACGAUCAGUUUCAGGCACCUUUGGAUCUGGUAUUCGAAAAAUAAUUGUUUCUAGCUUACGGACAUGCUGUAAGAUCGGCAAACCGGAAACUUUAAUGUUCACUAAACUAUAGGCAAAAUGCACCGGAAUAAGUGCAAUAUUCCUUGCGAUUCAGACCGAUGGAUAAUCGAAAAAAAGAAGGGACAAGAGAUUUAUCAAACAGAAAGCGGAACUCUAUCUUUGUAGUUAAUAAAAGCUUGACCGGGGUUUGGUGGAUGUUAGUAGGGAAUUGUGCUAGGAAUCGACAAGAAUCGCUGUAAAUGUGAAACCACGAAUGAGAAAAUCUGUAUGUAGCAAAUAAAUG
Uranotaenia lowii is the source of this 24289-nucleotide messenger RNA. RefSeq lists its product as uncharacterized. Gene Ontology annotation, cellular component: plasma membrane. Lineage: Eukaryota; Metazoa; Arthropoda; Insecta; Diptera; Culicidae. The record is from RefSeq and is a predicted model, not a curated record. The transcript has 7 exons. The coding region runs from base 2332 to 5199 and encodes 955 amino acids.